GUAGGAGAUACAUACACCUCUCAAAGGGACAGAAGAAGGAUUCACAGCUUAGUUUUACUUCGUAUUUGAGUUCCCUACAUCUGAGCAUGUGAGUAGGCUGAUGAAAGGAGCAACACACAUCUUUCAACACCAAGGAGCAAGACUAUCAACGGAAGAUUCUGUUUCCUGAAGCUUCCCCAGAACCUCCCCUUAGGGAACCUCUGCCUAAUUGUUGAUGGACCUGAUAGAGCAGGAGUGAGGACCUACUACUCCUUUUCCAUCGUGAUUCCCUACAGAGGAAUACCCUACAGCAGGCAUUCUCCAUGGUCUCCAGAAAGGGCUUUAUGUUUUCCUCAUCUCUGAUUCCUGGGAAGCUUCAUCAUAGUCUUAAGCCUCAAAUAUGUGGAUGUUUUCUUGGCUUUGUGCCAUUUUAAUUAUUUUGGCGAUCGCUGGUAUGGACACAGUAGCAAAGACCACACCACAUACCAAAUUUACGAAGAAAUCUGAGGGAAAAGAGAUGCCGAAGGGUCUCAAGCCGUCCAGUGGCCCAGCUCCAGAAGAAGAGGAAAUUCCUUUCAUGGAAGUGGCUGAAAUGGCAGAACCGACCCUAAGCCCCCUUGCCCUAGAGUCUGCCUUUGGUGCUGCCACUCUCUUCCCCUUUGAAAACUUCACUCUUGACACGGCCGAUUUCUUUUUGAACUGCUGUGAUUGUUGUUCAUUUGUACCAGGGCAAAAAGGAGAACCCGGAGAGACUGGAAAGCCAGGUCUUAAGGGAGAGGCUGGUGAUAUGGGGAUCCCAGGGCCACCAGGAAUUGUCGGACCCCAAGGUCCAAAAGGCCAAAAAGGAGAGAAGGGAUUAAAAGGAGAACGUGGGGACCAAGGAACAAGUGGAGUUCCAGGAUACCCAGGAAAACCUGGAGACCCAGGUGGCCUUGGUCCUAAGGGGGAUGGAGGAAACAUCGGACCGGCCGGAGUGAAAGGACAAAAAGGCUCCAAGGGGGACACGUGUGCAAAUGGUACCCACGGAGAUAAAGGAGACCAGGGGGCUGUGGGCUCACCAGGCUUGAAUGGAGAGCCUGGGGCCAAGGGGGAGAAGGGCGAGAUGGGGGAUAAGGGCUACGGCGGAGAGUCUGGGGAGAGGGGACGAAAAGGAGAAAAAGGGGCGGAGGGUCUGAAAGGAGAAAAAGGUAGCAAAGGAGAUACUGGAACGGAAGGCAAAGGUGGCCCAGACGGCCCGCCCGGGGCCCCAGGGGAUCCAGGCGUUAAAGGAGAAAAGGGAGAGUUAGGUCCCCCUGGCCUUGUGGGACCUGCAGGGCCAAAAGGUGAGCUUGGGAGCCAAGGAAUCCGGGGACCUGUUGGCAAGAAGGGCUCUCGGGGCCUCAGAGGCUCCAAGGGGGAGGUAGCCAGAGUGCAGCGGUCGGCUUUCAGUGCUGCUUUAUCAAAGCCUUUCCCUCCUCCCAACAUCCCUAUCAAAUUUGACAAGGUUCUCUACAAUGACCAAGGGAAUUACAGCCCCAUCACCGGCAAAUUCAACUGUAGUAUUCCUGGGGCAUAUGUUUUCUCCUACCACGUCACUGUGAGGGGCCGACCCGCUCACAUCAGCCUGGUGGCCUGGAACAGGAAGAGGUUCAAAUCCAGAGAAACGCUCUAUGGUCAUGAAAUAGACCAGGCCUCUUUCCUCAUCAUCCUGAAAUUAAAUGCAGGGGACCAAGUCUGGCUGGAAGUUUCAAAAGAUUGGAACGGGGUAUAUGUCAGCCCUGAGGAUGACAGCAUUUUUACCGGGUUCCUUUUGUACCCAGAGGAAAAUUCUGGAAUUUCACCAUAAACUUGUGUCUCCAACACUGUAGUUUAGGUUCGUUCAGUGGAAUAAGUCAGGCAACAU
This is a messenger RNA of Neomonachus schauinslandi (Hawaiian monk seal), 1861 nucleotides long. RefSeq names its product otolin 1 (gene OTOL1). Gene Ontology annotation, molecular function: protein binding. The record is from RefSeq and is a predicted model, not a curated record. The transcript is spliced from 8 exons. Bases 380 to 1804 code for a protein of 474 amino acids. Lineage: Eukaryota; Metazoa; Chordata; Mammalia; Carnivora; Phocidae.